AUGGAAGUAUGUGUUCCCUAUGUGCGUUGGGGUCUGCUGGUGGAAGUUCUCAUCAGAGUUUGGGAGUUGUAUUUUGUUGGCACAGGUGCAGAUCAUGGAGUUGUUUUCCCAGUUGACUCUCUCGCUACAUGUAGCAUUGGUAUCCCCUGGCAGGAGUUUGGGAGAGAUUUUGGAGUUGUAGUUUCCUGGCAGAGAGGCAGAGCUAAGUCUCAGGGGACUCCCCUAGUAGUGAGUGACAAACAGUUUGUGUUCAAUAACUAUCAGUUUGUGUUGGCUUUGGCUUUUGCUAUUGAGGAGAUCAACAAAAACCCUGAUUUUUUAAGUAACUGGACUCUGGGAUUUGACGUCUAUGAUGUUCAAGUCAGAGAUUUCACAAUGUAUAAGAAUCCCUUCAUGUGGCUCUUUGGGAAGUACAAGAUUCCAAACUACUCCUGUAUGAGAGACAGAAGGUCUAUAGCAGUACUUACAGGACCAUUAGGAUUCACAUCUGACAAAAUUGGAACAUUGCUGGGACUCUACAGAUUUCCACAGCUUACCUUUGGGCCUUUUUCUCAUGCCCUGAGUGACCAUCACAAGUUUCCUGCUCUCUAUCAGAUGGCUCCAAAGGACACAUCGAUAGCCACUGCCAUGGUCUCCUUACUGCUUCACUUCAGCUGGAACUGGGUGGGACUAUUGAACUUGGAGGAUGAGAAUGGAUUGUGGUCUCUAGCUGAAUUGAAAGAAGAGAUGGCCAAGAACAGAGUUUACAUGACUAUGUCUGGAUACAGUUACAAUAUAUACAACGCUGUGUAUGCUGUGGCCAAGGCUCUCCAUGAGAUGCUUCUUCAUCAGACAGAAGUUCAAAUAAUGGGAAAUAGAAAAGGGACACUGCCUUCCCCUGCACAGUUGCUCCAUUUUCUGAAGAACAUCCAAUUUCACGAUUCUGUUGGACAUCAAGUGAUUCUGGAUGAGAAAAGGAAAUUGGAGCCAGACUAUGACAUUCUGAACAUUUGGAAUUUUCCAGAAGGUCUUGAACUUGAGGUGAGAGUAGGAAAGUUUUCUCCCAAUGCUCUACAUGGUAAUCAACUGUUUUUAUCUGAAGAUAUGGUAGAGUGGGCCAUUGGAAAUACGGAGACUCCUCGCUCUGUCUGCAGUGAGCCUUGUGGUACUGGAUUUAGGAAAUCUCCUCAGGAAGGAAAGGCUGCCUGUUGCUUUAAUUGUACCCCUUGCCCACAGAAUGAGAUUGCUAAUAUGACAGAGAUGGAGCACUGUGUGAAAUGUGCAGAUCAUCAGUAUGCGAACACACAGAGAAAUCAGUGCCUCCUGAGAGAUGAAAGUUUCCUGGCUUUUGGAGAUCCCUUGGGCAUGGCUCUGGCCUGCAUGGGUAUUUGCUUCUCUAUGCUAACUGCUGCUGUUUUGAUAAUAUUUGUGAAACACCAAGAUACUGCCAUUGUCAAGGCCAAUAACCGGACUCUCAGCUACAUCUUGCUCAUCUCCCUCAUCUUCUGUUUCCUCUGUUCCUUGCUCUUCAUUGGCCGUCCCAACACAGUCACCUGCAUCCUGCAGCAGAUCACAUUUGGACUUGUCUUCACUGUGGCUGUUUCCACAGUGUUGGCCAAAACAGUGAUUGUGGUCCUGGCCUUCAAGUCCAUUUCUCCAGGGAGAAGGAUGAGGGGGUUGCUGGUAUCAGGGGUUCCUAACCUCAUCAUCCCCAUCUGCACCCUCAUCCAGGUGACCCUCUGUGGACUCUGGCUCAGAACCUCUCCUCCCUUUGUGGACACAGAUGCACACUCUGAACAUGGCCACAUCAUCAUCCUGUGCAACAAGGGCUCCCUUACCACCUUCUACUGUGCCCUGGGAUACCUGGGCUCCCUGACCCUGGCCAGCUUUACUGUGGCUUUUCUGGCCAGGAACCUGCCUGACACCUUCAACGAAGCUAAAUUCCUGACCUUCAUCAUGCUGGUGUUCUGCAGUGUGUGGCUCACCUUCCUGCCUGUCUAUCACAGUGCCAAGGGGAAGGUGAUGGUGACUGUGGAGAUUUUCUCCAUCUUGGCCUCUGGUGCAGGGCUCCUAGGCUGCAUUUUUGUCCUCAAAUGUUACAAUAUAUUGUUAAUGCCCAAUAGAAAUUCUCUGCAUGGCUUUAGGGAAAAACGUCAACAUAGUAGGAAAAAUUAG
Molecule: messenger RNA, 2154 nt
Organism: Dipodomys spectabilis (banner-tailed kangaroo rat)
Lineage: Eukaryota; Metazoa; Chordata; Mammalia; Rodentia; Heteromyidae
Product: vomeronasal type-2 receptor 116-like
Exons: 7
Coding region: 1-2154 (717 amino acids)
Biological process (GO): G protein-coupled receptor signaling pathway
Cellular component (GO): membrane
Molecular function (GO): G protein-coupled receptor activity
Source: RefSeq, a predicted model, not a curated record